Messenger RNA from Syngnathoides biaculeatus (alligator pipefish), 1329 nucleotides. RefSeq names its product sigma non-opioid intracellular receptor 1 (gene sigmar1). The transcript has 6 exons. The record is from RefSeq and is a predicted model, not a curated record. NCBI's taxonomy places the organism in Eukaryota, Metazoa, Chordata, Actinopteri, Syngnathiformes, Syngnathidae. Gene Ontology annotation, cellular component: endoplasmic reticulum. Bases 193 to 780 code for a protein of 195 amino acids.
CUACCGUGAGCGAUUCGUCAUCUGAUUGGUUAAAAGCUUACAUCUUUGUCAUCCGAUUGGUUCACGGUUACGUGCCGCCUCCACUGAUCCAGGAAGUAGCCGUCAAUCCUUUGUUGGUGGUGAGGUUCGUGUUGUCGCCUCUUGGUCUUUGUCGGAGUUGCCGUCAUUACCGUAUUGGUGCUGAGACACUGGAUGGCUACCAAGCAGUACAUUUUCAACCACGACGAUAUCGCCAAACUGGCCAAACAGUACGCGGGGCAGGAUCACGAGCAGGCCUAUUCAAAACUGGUGGUCGAGCUCAGGAAGAGGUAUCCGGGCCACAUCCUGCCAGAUGAAGACCUGCAGUGGAUUUUUCUGAGGGCUGGAGGCUUCAUGGGUUCCAUGUGUGUUCUCCAUGCCUCCCUCACAGAGUACGUGAUACUGUUUGGCACUGGAAUAGAUACGUCAGGACACUCGGGUCGUUACUGGGCUGACAUUUCUGACACCCUUGUCUCUGGUACCUUCAGAAGGUGGAAGGAGGGAAGUACAAAGAAUGAACUCUUCUAUCCUGGUGACACAGUGAUGCACCAUAUGGGGGAGGCCGCGGGGGUUCAGUGGACCGCCGGAACAUGGAUGGUGGAGUACGGCCGAGGCUUCAUCCCGUCCACGCUGGGUGUGGCGCUGGCCGACACUCUGUUCUGCACCCAGGACUUCGUCAGCUUGUUUCACACUUUGAAAGUCUACGGAAAAUCGAUGCUGUUGGAGAUGGGAACAAUGCUCGCUGAGACCGGAGUGUUCUAAAUGCAAAGUGGUGACACUUUUUGACACGCGCACUGGAACAGUGACGUCACAAGUUGACGUGCUGUUUUGUUACCAAUGUCUGACACGGAGUAAAUUCAUGCCAGAUGAUUGUUUUUACCAUAAAUGAAAGAACAUCCUUGAAUAUGCUUGAUUUGAGAACCCAGUAAGAUGUAACUGCAUCAACACUACAAGUGGACUUUCAAAAAAAUGUAGCCACUCCCUUCCAUGUCAAUCUUACACAACAAGAGCAUUCCUUUGAAAGCUGCCUAAACAGACAAUGAAGCCUUUUGGUGCUAACAAAACAAAACUGUCUUAGCAUGUGGUUUUAAGAAAUGAGUCAAAUUCUUCCAAAUACUUGCUGAAUGUGAAAUUCUUCUGAGGGCAAAGCAUUACCCAUUCUGUUAUCAAAGGUUGAUCAUCAUAUUUCUUGAUGAUUGCAUAAGCACUGCUGGCAUGUUCCUUUCUCCAAUGAAAUGUUUUGUGGUUUUCAGUGACACGUUGCUGUAUUUUUGUCUACUACCUUGCUUAACAAAUUACAAUUUAAAACCA